AACGUGGUGAUAUCAUAAGAAUAUAUGAUAAUAAAUUACACAUUUCACAUUUUUAUGUUUUACUACUAUUAAUCAUUUUGUUCAUUUACAUUCUAAUAUUUCAUAAAAUAUUAUGUCAUAUUAUUAUAGUAUCAUGGCUUAGUAUAACAACUAUUAAGUAUACCAUGAUUCAUGAAAUCAUGAAUACUAAUAAGUACUUUCUCGUGUGGUUGUGUGAUGUUUUUCAUAAUAUUAAAUAUUAAUGCAUAAUGGAUAAUGGUUUACAUUAAAAAGUCCCUCUAUAAAUUCAUAUAGUUAUAUUUGCUACAGGUUUAAGAGGACACUAUACAAGCAUACAUUGUCUCCGCCUUACAAACUUCAACAAAGCAAACUCGUGUUCAACAGAACAAAUUGUGUGUUGUUAGAUUUAAUAUUAGAGUGAAUUGACCUAUUAUCAAAUUUACAGAAUAUAACUGUAACAAUGGAUUUAAGUGAUGAUGAAGAAUUUUAUGAUUCUGAUCAGAGUGAUGUGGGCGAACAAAGUGUACAUGCCAUGCUCAGUAAAACUCUUUACGACAAAGAUAAUGAGUAUGAAGAAUAUGGAGAACAUAUUUCUGGUGAAGAAGAAGCAUUAGGUAGUGUACAAGAGGAAGUACUUGGUAAAGUCACCAAUGAUACUGGUCAAGAAGAAGUUGUUCUAGGUCCAGUAUGUAGUGAGAUAGAAGAUACAAAUGAAAAAUCAAUAGGGCCAGAUUCAAAAUUUGUUAAAAAAUUAGAAGAUGCUGAAGAAGUAGUUUUAACACCAGAAGUUAUAGGCGAGUUAGAAAACAAACAUUUUUUUGAUGGUCUUGAUGAUGAUAAUUUUGAACCAGUAAAAAAAAAACAAAAACUAAGCAAUGAAGAUACUAAUAAUGCAAAUCCUCAUAAAACUAUUAUUAUGCAUAUACCCCAAUUCAUUCGAUGUAACAAAGGUGGUCAAUCUAUUCAAGUCCAAAACAUUGUAUGUGGUGCAAACAUGGGAUGUCCUUUGGACUUGGUAAGAAUAGUCAUGUGGACUAGUAACUCUGAAUAUAAUCCACAACGAUUUAAUGGACUAAUUAUGCGCCUUCGUACACCCAAUGUCACCAGCCUAUUAUUUCCAUCAGGCAAAAUGAUCAUGCAAGGUGCUAAGGAUGACCGAACUGGAAAUUUAGGAUGUCGAAAAGUAGCAAAAAUUUUAGAACGACUUGGACACAAUGUACAGUUUUGUGACUAUACAGUUCAUAAUAUUGUAUGCACAUGGGAUGUUGGUUUCCCAAUAAUGUUAGAAGAAUUAAAUACUGCUCACUCACAGUUUACCAGCUUUGAGCCAGAAGUAUUUCCUGCGUUAAUUUAUCGGAUGGUCAAACCAAGAGCCGUGUUUUUAAUGUUUGUAAAUGGAAAAGUAGUUUUAACAGGUCUUAAAACAAAAGCAGAUAUAAAAGAAUCUAUUUUUUUAAUGCAAGAUGUAUUAAACAAUUUCAGAAAAACUUGAAACAAAACAUUGAUUAUUAUUUUUAAAUUAUUAAAAUAUAUACUUAAAUAUUAUAUAAAAUAUAUGUAUGUAUAUAAAUAAUUUGUUUUCUUUAAAAAAAAUUAAAACCAAUGUUUCCUGGGUAUUAAAUCACCCAUUUUUUUAUUUUAAAUAAAAACUGUGCCU
Molecule: messenger RNA, 1657 nt
Organism: Metopolophium dirhodum (rose-grain aphid)
Lineage: Eukaryota; Metazoa; Arthropoda; Insecta; Hemiptera; Aphididae
Biological process (GO): DNA-templated transcription initiation
Molecular function (GO): DNA binding; RNA polymerase II general transcription initiation factor activity
Source: RefSeq, a predicted model, not a curated record